AUGCACCUGCUUCAGGGACUGAUUGCUCGCAUCAGCUCGAUCUUUUCGCUCUCCAUCAUCAUCGCGCUCGUUCUUGGACAUGUGGCGCUUGCCAUUCCAGUGUCUGCUCCGGUCCACCGAGGUGCUGUCGUAGGAGCGACUUUUGGUUUGCCGUACGCCGAUGCGGAGGUCGAUCACCGCCAAGUGUUGAUCAAACGGCACGAGCAGAUCUCGUCUGCCUCCGUGCCCGCGGGCUUUGUUUAUCCCACUCACCACUACCGCCGCGAUGGGGACGCCCUGCCUGCCCCGGACAAGUCGUUCAAUAUGACUGUCACUCAAGGCAACAUCAGCCCGGACGGCUUCGAGCGACUCGGCUUCCUCAUGAACGGCAAAUAUCCCGCCGAUCCCUUCAUCUGGGACGAGAACGACGACAUCGAGAUCACCGUCAACAACGAGGGCCCCGUGCCGUUCGCGAUCCACUGGCACGGUCUCCACCAGAUUGGCACUCCCGAGAUGGAUGGUGUCCCCGGACUGUCGCAGUGGAACAUCUACCCGGGCCAGUCCUUCACGUACCGGUUCAAGCUCACGAACCAGCAUGGGGGCUACUGGUACCACAGUCACGAACGCGGCUACUAUGCCGACGGUCUGCGCGGCACCUUCUACGUGAGGCCCAAGGCGGGCCGCAACAAGCCGUGGAGCCUCAUCAGCACCAACGCCGACGACAUCGAUCAGAUGGAAGCCGCCGAGCAGGACUUCCAGAUCAUGUCGCUCUCCGACCACUGGCACAUCAAUCACACCGACAUGCUCUUGGUCGUCCACGAGAGCGGCGUUCCUCCCGCCUGUUUCGACUCGCUGCACAUCAACGGCCGCGGCCGUCAGUACUGCGUGGGCAACUGGACCACCGUCAUGUCGCCGGUGGAGUUGAGCCUGCUGCAGAACUUUAGCAGCAUCAAUCCGACCGGCCCCACUUCGAAAGGCUGCAUCUCGCUCGUGCCGCCGAAGGAUGGCUACACGGUCAAGGACACGCUCGACACCAUGUACGGAGGCGCGUGCCAGAAUACGACCGCGCCUUUGACCGUCUUUAGUGCGGCCAAGGCGAUCAAGGCGGGAAGGCGAUGGCUCAAUCUGCAGGUGAUCGACCAGGCGACCAACUGGCUCUAUGGUAUCAGCAUCGACUCGCACAGGAUGUGGAUCGUCGCCGUUGACGGCCACUACGUUGAGCCGAUGCAAGUCGACUGGGCCCAAGUCACCAUUGGCAGCCGUCUCAGUGUCAUGGUCGAGCUCAACGCCAAUCUCACAGGCAACAUCUUCCCGAUCCGCCUCACGGGUGCUCGAGCUCUGCAGCCUAUCGAGGGCCACGCCUUCCUUUCGUAUGAAGACGAUGCUGAAGACACGUGGAACCCAGGUCUAGAGGAGGACUUCCAGUACGCGAUGCGCGAGCUGUCCACAGCUCAUGUGCCGAUGAGCGGCUUUGUGUCGGAUGCGAGCGUCGUCAAAUGGCAGCCCAACUCGAGCUUCCCGUUCGAUCCUCUCAGCACAGUGCCGAGGACGGCCAACAUGACGCUGCACGCCGUUGCCUCGCAGAAUAGCCUCAACGUGUGGCAGGUCGCCUCGACGCCACUCGACACGGUCCACCUUGCAGACGAGCGGCCGAUGCUCUUCAACGCGACCGACGGCAACGUGACGUCGAACCAGAUGAAUCCUUACGCCACCAUCCCCUUCGGCGCCGUGGUCGACAUUAUCAUCGAAAACAACAUCUACUCGAUCGUGGGUGGUCCGAACAGCCCGCAUCCCUUCCACAUGCACUCGCGCCGCUUCUGGGUGAUCGGAGCUGGCGCGGGUCCUUUCCCCAACAAUACGGUGGCCGAGGCGCAGGCGGCCGGCGUCAUCUUCAACCUAGACAAUCCGCCGUUGCGCGAUGGAUUCGACAUGGAUGCGAAUGCUUGGGUGGCCAUCCGGUACAUCGCAGAUCAUGCAGCGGCCAACAUUCUUCACUGCCACAUUGACGACCACGUGAUUCAGGGAAUGGCAGCGGUGCUGCUGGAAGGACUCGAGACGAUUCCGGCAGGAGGCAACUUCAGUGAGGCUGUCGUGCAGCGCCCCACCGGCUGGGAGGAGACGCAGAACGACACUCUGGGCCAGGUGCUCGAAGCUGCAUGGUCUACGGGCGCUGCUGCAUCCAAGUGGAUCGAGCCAGCAGAGACCGAUACUGUGAUGCCGUGGGGUGAUCCGCGCUCGUUGGCUAACAGCAUCCAGCUCCUGGCCAGCUCCAAUAGCGUGCAAAGGUCCAUCACCAGCUCGCUGCAGAGCCAGAUGAGCCAGGUCCAGGCCACGGCGACCGGGACCAUCACCGCCAUCACCGCUACAGUCUCUGGCCACCUGACCACCUUUACAGGUGUACCGUCGAGCAGCAGUGCGGCGUCGGCCAGCCUCACCGCGAACGCAGCCAGUGUAACCGCCGUGGCAUAA
This is a messenger RNA of Moesziomyces antarcticus, 2448 nucleotides long. RefSeq lists its product as uncharacterized. The record is from RefSeq and is a predicted model, not a curated record. The coding region runs from base 1 to 2448 and encodes 815 amino acids. Gene Ontology annotation, molecular function: oxidoreductase activity; copper ion binding. Lineage: Eukaryota; Fungi; Basidiomycota; Ustilaginomycetes; Ustilaginales; Ustilaginaceae. The transcript has a single exon.